Lactuca saligna is the source of this 1890-nucleotide messenger RNA. NCBI's taxonomy places the organism in Eukaryota, Viridiplantae, Streptophyta, Magnoliopsida, Asterales, Asteraceae. The record is from the annotation of a GenBank genome assembly.
AUGGAACUGAUGGAAGGUGUACAACACUUCAAAAUUCCACUAGAGGAGAUAAAUUUGGCCACCAGAAACUUUAGCGAUGAAAAUUACAUUGGUAAGGGUGGAUAUGGAACCGUAUAUGCAGCAAAACUUUUCCUAUCAGGGCAGCAGAGAACUGUUGCUAUAAAACGGUUAAAUGAUACCUCUAAACAAGGGAAACGUGAGUUCUUGAUGGAAAUUCAGUUGCUUUCACGCUACAGACACAAAAACAUCAUAUCACUUGUUGGGUUCUGUGACGAAAGUAGUGAAAAGAUACUUGUUUAUGAGUAUGCAAAACAUGGAAGCCUUGACAAGUAUCUAUGCAGCUCUGAACUCUCCUGGAUGCAACGUCUCCAAAUAAGCCUUGGUGCUGCCCGUGGCCUUAAUUACCUUCAUAAUGAUGUGGGACCCCAACAUAGAGUCUUGCAUCGCGAUAUAAAGAGCUCUAACAUUCUGCUCGAUGAGAACUGGGAAGCAAAAAUAUCUGAUUUUGGAUUAUCAAAAAUAGGCCCUUCAAAUGUGGAGUUCACUUGUCUUUUCACUGGAGUUUGUGGCACAAUGGGCUAUCUUGAUCCUGAAUAUCUAAAUACUGGCGUUCUAACAAAGGAAUCAGACGUCUAUUCGUUUGGUGUGGUGCUUUUUGAAAUCUUGUGUGGUAGGCUAGCAAAUAGUAAAUAUCAAGAUACGAGUGUGUUACUUUCUUCAUUGGCGCCAAAGUGUUAUGACGAAAACAGAUUAGUUGACAUUAUACAUCCUAGUGUAAGAAUUCAAAUGAAGGUAGAUUCGUUGGACGUUUACUCAAUGGUCGCAUAUCAAUGCUUAAAAGAAAAUAGAACUGAACGCCCAACAAUGGCUUGGGUUGCAGAAAAACUUGAGAAGGCAUUGGAACUUCAAGCUGGUUGCAAAGUAGAAAAAUUUAUUCGGAUUGGAACAUGGGGAAGACAAGGUGGAGAUCCUCAAGAAUAUUGGUCUUUUCAACUUGAAAAAGACACUUAUUUGUCGAAGAUUACCAUUGGUCAUGGAAAAACAAUAUACUCUCUCACAUUCACUAGUAAAUAUAAAGGGGGUGUGCACACUUCUAAAACGGUUGGUGGUGGGACCAAUGGAGACAAUGUUAAUCCUGUGGUCACUAGUGAAUCUACAAGCUUUUUGAAUUUUACUAGAAAGGUCAGUGGUUGGGCCAGUGGACACAAGGUUUCUCAGGUCAUUCUUGACGAUGAUGAGCAAAUAAUUAGCAUUGAUGGGAGCAUUGGUACUCGAGAUGGUUAUAAAACAAUUUCUUCACUAUCUUUUAUGACCAACAAGAGGACCCGUGGACCUUUUGCUUAUGAGCAAAUCAUCAAAGUUGGAACAUGGGGAAAGACUCAAGAACAUAGAGGCUUGUUACAAAAUUCUAGACUGGCUGGUGGCUGGAAAUUAGAAGAGACGCGUACUGAGGUUAUGUUUGAUUGGGAUGAGGAAAUACGUGCCAUUAAUGGAACGGUUGGGCUAUCAAGGGGAGAUGAUCCUGGUUGCGUAGUAAUAACAUCAAUAUCAUUUGUGACAAACAAAAGAACCCACAGACCUUUUGGUAAUGAACGAGGGAAGCCUUUCACAAUAUCAUGGGAUGAUUGCUCUUUUAUGGGUUUCUAUGGUGCUGCUGGCUGGUAUAUCGAUAAGAUUGGAGUCUAUCUAAAGGCUACUACAUAAACUCUUCUCUUGACUAUAUUAUUGUGCUCAACAUUUUCACUACAACAUAAGUACAUUAUGGUAUGUUUUUUUCUAGAGGUAUACAAGUCGGUAUUUGAAGUACUUAGCAACGUCGUAAUUGUAACUAAAACUUUGUAGUUGUUGGUAACAUGUCAUAUGUAUACACUAUAUUUAACAAUCCUUGCC